This is a messenger RNA of Hypanus sabinus (Atlantic stingray), 1118 nucleotides long. RefSeq names its product zinc finger protein 239-like. The transcript has 2 exons. Gene Ontology annotation, biological process: regulation of transcription by RNA polymerase II. Gene Ontology annotation, molecular function: RNA polymerase II transcription regulatory region sequence-specific DNA binding; DNA-binding transcription factor activity, RNA polymerase II-specific. Gene Ontology annotation, cellular component: nucleus. The coding region runs from base 480 to 962 and encodes 160 amino acids. The record is from RefSeq and is a predicted model, not a curated record. Lineage: Eukaryota; Metazoa; Chordata; Chondrichthyes; Myliobatiformes; Dasyatidae.
GCGCGCCGUACACAAAGGACCUCCGGAGGAUCGGUAAAGGUUAAAAAUGUAAAGGAAUUUGUCUGCGGGAAUCUCAAACACAACACACCAGUUUUGCUGUCUUUGUCCAGAUAUUUAAGAAGUGCAGCAAGGGUUUCACACGAUCAUCCUUCCUGCUCAGACUGUGGGGAGGGAUUCACUCGAUUGUCCUUCCUGCUCAGACUGUAUGGAGGGAUUCACUCUGUCAUCUAACUGACUGGCACACCCAUCGUUUUACAUGGGAGUUCACCUGCUCAGACAGUGGGAAUGGAUUCACUCGGUCAUUUCAACUGAAGGUACUUCAGCAAGUUCACACUGGGCAGAGGCUGGUCAUCUGCUGAACUUGUGGGAAAGGAUUCACUCAGACAUCUGACCUAAUGGCUCACCAGUGAGUUCACACCAGGGAGUGGCCGUUCACCUGCUGAGACUCUGGGAAGGGAUUCACUCGGUCAUCUGACGUAAUGGCUCACCAGCGGGUUCACACUGGGGAGAAGCCAUUCAUCUGCUCAGACUGUGGGAAAGGAUUCACUCGGUCAUCUGACCUAAUGGCUCACCAGCGAGUUCACACUGGGGAGAGGCCGUUCAUCUGCACAGACUGUGGGAAAGGAUUCAUUUCGCCAUCUAAACUGAAGAUACAUCAGAGAGUUCACACUGGAGAGAGGCCAUACACCUGCUCAGAUUGUGGGAAGGGAUUCACUCAGUCAUCCUACCUACUGGUACACCAGUCAGUUCACACUGGGGAAAGGCCGUUCACCUGCUCAGAGUGUGGGAAAGGAUUUACUCAAUCAUCCACCCUAAUGGCUCACCAGCGAGUUCAUAGUGGGGAGCGGCUGUUCACCUGCUCGGACUGUGGGAGGGGGUUCACUCGGUCAUAUAAACUGAAGGUACAUCAGCGAGUUCACACUGGAGAGAGGCCAUUCACCUGCUCGGACUGUGGGAAGUGAUUCACUCAGUCAUGUCUACUGAAGUUACAUCAGCGAGUUCACACUGGGGAGCGGCCGUUCACCUGCUCAGACUGUAGGAAGGGAUUCACUUGCUCAUCUCAACUGAAGGUACAUCAGCGAGUUCAUACUGGGGAGAGGCCGUUCACCUGUUCAGUC